GCCGGCUCGCUGUGUCACAGAGAGUCCCCUUAAGCCUACACGACAACUCGGUGCCUUUGUGACCAUUUUAAUCGCACAAUGCCCGCUCUGUGUGUGCUUUGCCUCGCCGCUGUGCUGGCUGCGUUCGCCCGGCUGGCCGGCACCGUGGGGCCGGUGGUCCGGUGUGAGCCGUGCGACGCCGGGUCGCUGCUGCAGUGCAAGCCGCUGCCAAAGGAGUGCGCGGAGAGGGUGCGGGAGCCCGGCUGCGGCUGCUGCAUGACAUGCGCCCUCACCGAGGGGCAGGCGUGCGGGGUGUACACGGCGCGCUGCGGCUCCGGCUUGACGUGCCAGCACCAGCCGGGAGAGAUCAGACCCCUGCAAGCUCUGCUGGAGGGACGGGGAGUGUGCGCCAGUGCCGCGUCCAAAAAACUCAACAGCAUUCUUAUACCUGCGCAAAAACAAGAGAACAACGUUGGAAAUCAGGUAGAUGAAGAAUGUGCUAACAUGACUGCAGUGGUGACGGUGCUGCCUGGGUUGGCCACUGCGGAAGGUGGGGGGCACGUUCGAGGGUCGAUGGAUGCCAGACCUCCCCCGCACAACAAACUGAUCAAGAAAGAUCAAAGCAGGAGGAGUCAAAGCUACAAGGUGGAAUCGGUGUCAGGAGGAGCUAAUACAGACAUGCACAACUUCUCCCUGGAGAACAAGAGGGAGAACGAGUAUGGGCCGUGUCGGCGGGAGAUGGAGAGCAUCCUGAACAGCCUCAAAAUCAGCAGUGUGCUCAACCCGAGAGGCUUCCGCAUACCCAACUGUGACAGAAAGGGCUUCUACAAGAAAAAACAGUGUCGUCCGUCCAAAGGGAGGAGGCGGGGCUACUGUUGGUGCGUGGACAAAUUUGGACAGCCUCUGCCUGGCUAUGAUGGCAGGGAGCGCGGCGAGACGCAGUGCUACAACCUGGAGAGCAAAUGAAACACAGAGGGACAAGAAGGGACAGAGAGCAGAGAGAGAGAGAGGGAGGAAGUGUGGAGAAACGGGGGGAGAGAGAGAGAGAGAGCGAGAGAGAGAGAGCACUUACUUUGCUCUUGCAUGUAGUUUUCUGUAAAAAUUUGAAGGAUUCUUGGACAUUUUGGUCCGAGGGAGGGGACUGGCCAAGCUUCCUGUCUAUCAAAGCUCUCAGUCCCGUGCUUUGGGAACCUCUAUCCUUUCUAUAACAGAAAAAAAGCUGAAAGAGUGAAGAAAGAAUGAAUCCUAUCAUCUGCACUAUUCUUUUAGAGAGAGGGGAAGAAGGGACUUUUCCACUCACUUUUAAAAGAGGACUUGUUUGUGACUGUGACAACAAAAACGCACCACCACCGUGUCUGUGUGUCUGUCAGUGUGUAACCGCAUGUGUUGGCGUGUCCUUAUGCUUGAGCAUCUAUGCACCUGCAAAACAUAGGCAUACUCGUGCACAGCUGCAUGUCUGUGCAUGAUGGCAUUGUGAGUGUGGUUUCCUGAAGCGCUCCGUUGUGUCAAUUCUACGUGCCGCUAAGCUCAGUUCGGAGGCGUUUGAAAGAUGAUCUCCAGCCCUGUGCUCUGUUCAUCAGCAAUGCAGAAACCAUAUGUGGCUCAGGGUCCAGUUCAAAGUGAAGCUUUGACUUGUGUCGCGUGUAUUUGGCACCAAAGGGUCUUUCUUCUCACCAUUCUGCAGGGACAAGGGAAGGGAAACAAGCCGUGAAGUUCCAGUGCCUUCAAACCGAACAUCUCCACGUGGUCUUCCCUUCAGUAGACAUUAAAGGUUCAGGCCCCAUGAGGACAGUAACCACCACUCACCGCCUGUAUGCAUGAAACGGGUCUCUGCAAAGUUUGUGUUGAAGCGCCCUCAAAGAACAUGGCAGCUGUUGGUCGUUCAUGGCGACACACACAGCAGCACUUACGAUGGAUUCCUAAUGGGACUUCCAAUCACAUUAAGCUGUUUGCAAGACGAAUUUCACCAAAGUGGCCCAGUGUGAUUGGUGAGGCUGGAGGCUGGAUGCUUCCUGCUACAGCUGCAAAUUUAAACAAUUUAGCAAAAUCAUUAACUGGGUAGGAGCCUGAAUGAAUCCAUGAGCAUAUAUGAGCCAUGUAUUGUCACUCCCAACUCGUCAAAUAUUGACAUUCGGUCAAAACGAACCUUUUGCAUGAAAAUAUUAUGAAUUGGUAUGAGUAAGAUACAAGUUCAAUAGCCUUAUUCUCAGAGCAGCUAAAUGCUGAUUAGUCUGGUUGCAAAGACACAUUGAUGCAUAUCGAUGUAUCGAUUCGUCAACGAGCCAGUAUGACUGAUGCAAAGUGAAAAUCAUUCCUUUAUGUUGAAAUUCUAUCCAUGUGCAUGUCCUUCCUGAACAUUCAGAUAGAGGUAGUGGCCUACUGCCAUUAGAUCCCUUUCUUUAACUGGGAACUGAAAGAACCACAGAAGACUUUGUGAUAUUAGCAAAUAUUGUAUCAUCAUCCACAGAGUCAUUAUAAUAUCAUAUCUGGAGUAAAUUUGUGAUGUCCAGGUACAGCUGCUUCAAGUGUUUGAUAACUUAAGAAUGUUUCUCACAUGCACUUGAAGUCUGAACUCAUAUAGACAUUACCCAGAGGAUCAAGAAACAGUUGGAUAGAGAAAUAGUUGGAUCAGACACUGGCUUCAACCUGCCAGUUCAGCAAAGUCUGUGUCCCAUGUCCAUAUACCACAGAACACUGUCUGCAGGAUUCACAAUGGAGCAAAUGGGUGUGUUGAUGACAUUUCCGUUCAUCAGUUGAGAUUUUGCAGUGUACUUUGUUGUUCGUGUCCUGCCUCCUAUACACUCUACCUAUUCUAAACCUUUUUGGUAGAAUGACCUAAGCAGUGGGUCACCCCUCUGAGUCUGGUCUGCUUGAGGUUUCUUCCUCAAUAUCAUCAGAGGGAGUUUUUCUUACAAUUGUCGCCUGUGUGCUUGCUUUAGAGAGGUUGAUAAGGUUUGACCUUACUUGUGUGAAGCGCCUUGAAGCAGCUCUGUUGUGAUUUGGUGCUAUAUAAACUAAAUAAAUUAAAUUGAACCUCGACUCACUGAAACUAACUGAACUAGCUAUCACACAGCUAUCUUUAAAAGAAGACUGCUGAGUUCGUAUGUGAAGAAAUCAUGUUUCAUGGUUUCUCCGGAGUAUCCACAGGUACAAAAGGAGCAAUUAUUUAGCAAGACCCAGAUGAGGUGUAGUUCUGCCAUGAUGACUCAGAAGACAAGAAAAAGUUAAAUAAUUUAAUCUAUAGUGAUACUGUAGAAAAUGUUAGAACAGUCUGUGAUGGACAUCCUUGUCAUGAUGGUGUUGAGGUACAUAGAUCUCUAACCCUGCCAUCAGAAGAAGGCAGGAGUUGAGCCUACCUCGGCCUCAGACAGAGACCAACUGGUGAAGUUGGGGUGGAGGAGGUAGUAUUAAGGUCAGCGACUGCAAACAGCAAAGAUGUUAGAAUAGAUGUUUUAAAAUAAUGUGCGUUUCCUGUUGAUCGUGACUUUAUGACUGAAAGGGGAACCAGCCUCUUCUUAUUAGAGAUUACAGCUGUUCCUAAUUAGGAUAAUCUGACUGGAAGCUUUGAAAUCUGAGUCUUCCUGACAGCACAUACACUACACGGCAUUACUUUGAUUGUGAGGGAAUGUCAGUUACGAGGUUGUGGCCAUGUGGCACCUUUGGUUGAGUAUAAUGAAGCAAGCAGGUGCCUCUGUGCUCAGGAAACUAGAAAUUGAGCAACGCCAAGGGGAAAACCAUGAGUCACCUGACUGUGGUAGAUCAAUGUCUCGUUUCUAGACACAGAGAUGGGCUGCUGUUCUGGAUGGGUGGUUACCAAUCAGGAUCCAGGGACGGUCAGUAGGAUUGUGGUUGCAGAAUCCAGCACAUGCUGCUAGACUUGGCCCAAUACCUUUUUACUGCCAGCCAGUUCCUGAUUUUACUAAAUAGCUGAACUGUAUGGAAACACAGUAGCCAUUGCAGGUCCUACAGGAAGACACUCCAUCACCAACCCUUCAUUCUCACCCAUUCAGACAGACACUUGAAUAAAAUUUGUGUUGGAACUUCACAGUUUGAUAGAGUUUUGAAUUCACUGGGGUGGAUUAGUCUGUCCGAUCUUCAUUUCCCAAAACCCCAACGGGUCUGGGUUUGUUCAAGCGCCUGUCUCUGUCCUCCACUCCCAUAUAGUUCUGUCUUUGUGCCUAACUUGUCCUUGUCUCUAAUCCCCCCUAAUCCAGAUCUGUUUCCCUCUCAUGCUUAUCUGUCAUUGGUGAAACCUAGUGUAGGUUUUUUUUAAGUGAGUGAGCCCAGUGUGACCCACUCUGCAGGUGCCAGCUGCCCCUAUGCUUCAAGCCCAAGCACAAGCACUUAAAGCACUUUAGCUGCGCCGCUACCUGUCAAUGCAUGCAGUUAAAGACAAUUGGACCUAUCUGCAGCUGCAUACCUUUCCUCAGAGGUAAUGUUAUAGAUGAAACUGUGCGAUACUGUAAGAAAACAUCCUCGGAAGAAAAGAAAAAUAAAAGCAAAGCUACACCGGGACUUCUGACAGCGGACUUAGCAAACACCCCUCUUCCAUUCAGUGCAACUAUUUUCUUUUUGUUGUUGCUUGUUUUUGUGCUUCUUUGAAAACGCUUGUAUGAUCAUAUGCCAACAAACCUCCACAAAGUGGACACAGCACCACAUAUGCAUUCACACGAGCGGCAGGGGGUCCGGAGGAGGAGGAGGCGCGGCCCCUGGCGGAGGAGGAUGCUCUCCCAAAUCCUGUGUAAAGACUUGAAGCGCGGAGAGCAGCGGCAGAGAACGCUCGCCCAGUAGCUCGAUAGCACGGAAUCGGCCGUAUCCUCCAGAGAAGGCAACAACUUACAACCAACCUGUUGGUGCUACAUCCCAUCGACACAAAGACUGGACACAUAGGGAGGAUUGUAAAAACAUGAUUAAGCUAUUCACUCCUUAUUAUGUGUAUAUUAUUAUUAUUAUUAUUAUUGUUGUUGUUGUUUUCUGGCCAGCUACGUGUCUGACAUCAUGUACAGUACUUAAAAAUAAAGCUAUUUAUCGAAGAAAGAACUAUAAGCUGAUCCAAACUAGGUUUUUAUGUACAAUUCAGUGACUCGCCGAUUGCACAGUAAAGUCUUUAUAAUUCAGUGUAUUUUGGGGAAUAUAAUCACUAAUAAUUUUUUAUGAACCUUUUCCUUAUGUUGCUCAGCUGUUGAGUGUUUUUUUUUUUUUAAUUCAUAGGUUAAUUCUGUCAGUUGGGCACGCUGGUCACCUUGUUUCAUAUAAGGCCAGUGAACCUCUCCGUGCGUCACUUUUCUCCAUGCAUGCCCUGUCAUCCCACUUUAUCAUUCAGAGCCAGGGUCAUGUCUCUGGGACGCUUUGACAUUUUAUUUUAUUUUAUUUUAUUCCUCCUCUUGCUGGUCACUUAAGAAUCUCUCUGUUCACGGGUAAAUGUAUUUUGGGUUUUAAUUUCAACUUUAUCCUUCAAAGAGUUUUUGAUUCAAACUUUUCGUGUUACUAAACUGAAAUUACACAGCUAUUAUUUUCUCCGAGAAAUGAAUCUGAUUCAGAUAUAAUUUGUAUUUAAUGUCUUUUUUUUUUAAAUAAAUAAAUAAAACAAAGAAUGAACUCAUUUUAA
Molecule: messenger RNA, 5587 nt
Organism: Thalassophryne amazonica
Lineage: Eukaryota; Metazoa; Chordata; Actinopteri; Batrachoidiformes; Batrachoididae
Gene: igfbp3
Product: insulin-like growth factor binding protein 3
Exons: 4
Coding region: 79-945 (288 amino acids)
Biological process (GO): regulation of insulin-like growth factor receptor signaling pathway
Cellular component (GO): extracellular region
Molecular function (GO): insulin-like growth factor I binding; fibronectin binding; insulin-like growth factor II binding
Source: RefSeq, a predicted model, not a curated record